GGCCGCAAGUUACACGGAAUCUUUUGUGAUCGGAUUAAUUGCAGCACCAACAAUGGCAGCAAACGGAGUGAAAUUCGAGCAGCGCCACGGCAAAUCCAGGGUUAGAGUCGGCCGGGUUUGGAGAGAACCAAGCGGCCGCCACCAUUUCGUCGAAUGGAACGUCAGCAUCAGCCUCCUCUCCGACUGUCUUCCCGCCUAUACUCGCGCCGACAAUUCCGACAUCGUCGCCACCGAUACCAUGAAAAACACGGUAUAUGUGAAAGCUAAAGAAUGUCGCCAGCAGCUUUCGGUGGAGGACUUUGCCAUACUACUUGGCAACCACUUUACGUCUUUCUAUCCCCAGGUCUCGGCUGCAAUUAUCAACAUAAUUGAGAAGCCCUGGGAACGUAUAAACAUUGAUGGCCAGCCACAUGAUCAUGGUUUCGAGCUUGGAUCUGAGAAGCACACAACUGAAGUCGUAGUGAAGAAAUCCGGUGGGCUACAAGUUAUUUCUGGUAUUGAAGGAUUGGCAGUGCUAAAGACCACCCAGUCAGGUUUUGAAGGCUUUGUUAGGGACAAGUAUACAAUUUUGCCUGAAACUCGAGAAAGGAUGUUUGCAACAGAGGUUACCGCAUCUUGGAAGUACUCUUAUGAGACCCUUGCGAGUAUCCCUGCAAAACAGUUAUAUUUCAUGGAGAAAUACAAGGAUGUGAAAAAGAUUUUAAUUGAAACAUUCUUUGGGCCUUCUAAAGGAGGAGUGUACAGUCCAUCUGUUCAAAGUACUCUCUACGACAUGGCAAAUGCUGUGAUUGCCAGGGUUCCCGAUGUUUCAUCAAUUCAGUUGAAGAUGCCAAAUAUUCACUUUUUGCCUGUCAACUUAUCAAGCAAAGAUAAUCCUAUAGUCAAGUUUGAGGAUGAUGUGUUUUUACCAACGGAUGAACCACAUGGAUCGAUCCAAGCUAGCCUGAGCCGCCUUCACUCAAAGAUGUGAAGGAAACUCACAGAGAUGCUUCAUGUCUGAAAUAAUAAGAAAUGGUAACGUGUCUGUUAAAGCUGGCAUGUUUAGAAUAUGACUGAUCAGUGUUUACCAUCAAAUCUAACAUUUUCCCUAUCUUGUUUUCACUGUAAUCUGUACAUUUUGUGAAGGUAUAUAUAUUAUCUUAUUGCUUGA
This is a messenger RNA of Salvia hispanica, 1150 nucleotides long. RefSeq names its product uricase / urate oxidase / nodulin 35. Gene Ontology annotation, cellular component: peroxisome. Gene Ontology annotation, molecular function: urate oxidase activity. The record is from RefSeq and is a predicted model, not a curated record. Gene Ontology annotation, biological process: purine nucleobase catabolic process; urate catabolic process. NCBI's taxonomy places the organism in Eukaryota, Viridiplantae, Streptophyta, Magnoliopsida, Lamiales, Lamiaceae.